This is a messenger RNA of Psylliodes chrysocephalus, 4876 nucleotides long. Lineage: Eukaryota; Metazoa; Arthropoda; Insecta; Coleoptera; Chrysomelidae. The record is from the annotation of a GenBank genome assembly.
CACAGAUAGUAAAAACAUCAGGUACAUGCUUAGUUAAAAGUAAACUCUGUUAUCAUCGUCUUCAAAACAGAUCAAGAGAACUUUAUGAAACCAGAAAAUAUAUACAAAGUGUCACUUUUACUCAUAUAUGCAUAAAAGUCCGAUAAAAUGCUCAAACAAAGGAUAAGGAACUAUUUGCCAAAUAAAGCGAUGUCAUUUUGAAACAGUAUAAAAUGCAAGAAUGGUAUCAAAUGAAGUUACCUUACUCCUUCAUCUGCAUGUGUGCGUUUUGGUUUUAUACACAUCAUCAACAGUAGCUUAUCAACAUGACUUCAGGUUUAUUUCAUACCAAGAUCUCCAGUCUUCGGUUACAAGUUUUCAAUCUGAAGGAAAUACAUCAUUUUCGCAAAUGUUAUUCGAUAUAUCGAGAAAUCAAAUUUUCGUAGGUGCAAGAGAUGGUUUAUAUAGAUUGUCCGUAUCAAAAUUGAAAUUUUUGGAAUAUGCAAAUUGGGAAUCGUCAGAAAAGAAAAGAAAUGCUUGUAUGUUCAAGGGCCAAAAGGAGGAAAGUUGCCAUAAUUUUAUAAAAGUUCUAUUAAGCGAUGGAAAAGAAAUUUGGUCAUGUGGUACUAAUGCUUUCUCCCCGCAGUGUUCUUGGAGAGAAAUUAAUAAUAUAUCAAAUGUAACAAAAGUUAUGGAUGGGAUAGCAAAAAGUCCGUAUAAUCCCGCUGCUAAUAUAACUGCAUUUUUGUCUGAGAACGGAGACUACUAUUUUGCUGGUCCUACAGAUUUUUCCGGAUCGGACUCGUUGAUCUCAAAAAGUGUUGGAAACAGAGUGCUACGUACCAAACAGUCUGACAGUUUUUGGCUUAACGAACCACAAUUUGUUGGUUCCUUUGAAACUGAUAGGUUCGUUUAUUUUUUAUUUCGAGAAGCGGCUGUGGAAUAUAUGAACUGCGGAAAAAAUGUGUAUUCAAGAAUAGCAAGGGUGUGCAAAAAUGAUAAAGGUGGAGAACAAUCUAUGUUUAGAGACAAUUUUUCUACGUUUAUAAAAGCCCGAUUGAACUGCUCAUUAAGUGGCGAUUAUCCAUUUUAUUUCAAUGAAAUUCAGGGUAUUUCAUACGUAUCUACUGAAAAUAUUGUGUACGCAACUUUCGGCACUCCGUCAAAUAGCAUUCCAGGAUCUGCCAUCUGUGCAUUUAACCUAACAACAAUAAACAGAGCCUUCGAUGGACCUUUUAAAUAUCAACAAGAUAUAGACAGUGCAUGGAGUCAACACAAGAAUUCAUAUAAGGAUCAUUUUAACUGUGAAGCAACUCAUAGAAAAGUAAAUUUAUUAGAGACAUCUCAAUACCAUUUGAUGGAUUCUGCAGUACAAUCUACGAAUAUUGAUCCACUUCAUGUUGCCACAGGAGAGCGUUUUACUCACAUUACAAUAGAUGUAGUCGAAACGAAAUUGACUAAUGUUCAUAUUAUUUAUGUAGCUACAUUAGAGGGCAUUAUUAAAAAGUUAAGUUUACUACCACCUUAUAAACACACUUGUGUGGUUGAAAUAUGGCAAGUUGUUCCAGAUACAAACAUUCCAAUUAAAAAUAUGCAAUUCCUAAAAGAGACAAAUUCCGUGUACAUUACAACGAAUCAAGCAUUAAUGCAAAUAUCAGUAGAUCACUGUAACAGACAUUCCUCCUGGGAGAACUGCCAAAAUGCUAUGGACCCGUACUGCGGUUGGAACGAUAGAGAAGAGAUGUGUUCUAGAGCACCGCGAGGAGAUCCUCACAAUAAAUAUUGGAAGCAGAUUAUUUCCACCUGUCCUUCUUUAUACACACCUGUUGAUGGAGGGUGGGGUAGUUGGUCUACAUGGGCUCCUUGUAACCACAGAGCUUUAUUGGAUUUUAAUUCUUCCGAUCAGUGUUUAUGUCAAACCAGAGAAUGUAACAAUCCCGCACCUAUCAACAACGGAAAACCAUGUAUCGGUCAUUCGAUAUCCGUCAUAAACUGUACAGUCCAUGGCGGAUGGUCUGAUUGGUCAGCGUGGUCAGCAUGCUCAGCUACCUGCGGUACAGCUGUUAAAACCAGGACUAGAACAUGCACUAAUCCAGCACCAGCUUUUGGAGGUAGAGUUUGUGUCGGACAAGAUCGAAUGGAAGCAUUUUGUUCUGAAUAUUCUCCAUGUCCAUCUCAACCGAUAGAUGGUGGUUGGGGUCCUUGGUCGCCAUGGACUUCUUGCACAGCUCCUUGUGGGGGAGGUUAUAGAAUAAGACAACGAAAAUGUGAUAACCCCUCACCUUACAACGGUGGUCAGCAUUGUAGAGGUAACGAUGUAGAACAUGAAAGAUGUAAUGAUAGUCCUUGUACUGAUAUUAAAAAAAUCCAAACCACUGACUGGGUUACUGACACCAAUACUACCUUCACUGGCUAUCACAAGAAAAGAUACAAGAUCACAUGUAAAGCUCCAGUGAAAUUCCAAAACCAAAUAAAGAUUUCCAUAAGGGAAGAGGAACGAUUCUGUUCAAAUCUUCAGUGUAACAAUGACGACAACGAAUUUUUAGGCUGGACUACAUGGUUAAAUUGGAGUGAGUGCUCAGUGAGUUGCGGAGGUGGUACUCAAAAAAGGACUAGGUCUUGCAGAAAGGGAAGGAACUGUUUAGGCGAGUCUAUGCAAAUUAAAGAAUGCAAUAUACAUAGCUGUGAAGAUACAUGGGGUUGCUGGUCAGAAUGGUCACCAUGUAAUGUUUCAUGUGGAUGGGGAGUCAAAACACGUACAAGAACUUGUUUGGGACAAAACUGUAAUGGACCAUCGAGAGAACAACAACCUUGUCAGGAUCAACCAUGUGAAGGAAUUCUAGGAUGGGGUAACUGGACAGAGUGGUCCCUGUGUGAUCAAAAUGAUGAACAACAUAGAAAAAGAAAAUGUUUCCAUGAAAAUCCAGGUCCACAGGAAUGUCAGGGAAAAGACUGGGAAACCAGAAUUUGUUUUGGAGACUUUCCAAACGAAGCUGCUCCCAUCCUAUUAGAAUCUACUUCAUGCAUGUUAGUGGGAUUCUCAUUUUUUUUCUUAGGAGCCAUAGUAGGCUUAUUCCCCUAUGUCGCAAUUUUAAUCUACAAUUACUUCAAAAAGAAGAAAAACACUAUACCAAGUUCUCCGCAUUAUAUAAGUGCCGAACAAAAUCCAUACAUCUCUGUACCUACAAGAGAAAAAUUACCAAGAAAACAUAGUCCUAACCACGUCGGGUCUUACCCUCAAAAUGGGACCAUAAAGGCAGGAAGGAAAUUUUUUCCUGACGAAUUUGAAAUCCCAACUACGUUGAAAAGGAAUAGUCACGGCAUAGGAAAUGGUUUCGCCAAACAAUAUGAUAAUGAUAAAAGUUACUACGACUGAUGGUUUAAGUUUUAAAAAUUGUUCGUUUUAUUUAUAAACAUUUUAUAACUCGGAUAAGAGAAUGGUGAUAAGGUUUUGAACCCAGACCUUAUUUAAUAGAAUGCUGCUGCCAGUCAUAGGAUAGAAAAGAAAAUUAAUAUGUAUUUUUUUAUAAUAAAGACCAGUGUACUUUCUGAAAAAAAGUACAUGAAAUGCAGCUAUUUAAAAUAUCCGAGCACAUUGGUAGGUAACUCAACGAAAACUGAGAUUUAGCAGAUUAACUUAAUCUAUAAAAUCUUUGAACUGAUCAUUAUUAUUAUUACUAUUUCUGCUAAAUCUAACAUAUUUCAUAUAAAUCUCUUUCUGCUGAUAGUUAUUUAUACAAGUUCAUAAAGGGGUGUCUUUAUACACAAGUUGUGUAUACUAUUUUUUCUACAAUCAUAAAAAUAAACCAAAAUUAAGAAAGACGAAAAACUUUAUUAACGCAAAAACCUCGAGAAAUCUUAAUACAAUCAAAAAAUGAAGUCUUUCCAAAACGCUUGUCGCCUUUUACCGGUGAGGGAAUAGGAUAAAUGUAUUGUCAAUAAUUACUGUGCAACGUAAAUCUGUAUUGAUACAGACAACGCUCAGUAUGAAUGUCAUUUUAAUGAUUGUAGAAAAAAAUAGUUGUGGCAACCCAAAUCAGUUUGUUUCUUGAAAAAUAGGUUGAUAUUUUCAAAAUUUAUUGUUAAUAUUGAUUUUUAUUAUAUAUGUAUUUUCGGUAGUACUCAGUCGGUAAAUUAACGAUAGAGAUAGAAAAAAUAACUGAUACAAGUUGCUACCUACAUUGACAAUUUUAAUCGAAUUUAAUGUGCCAAAAUAUGUAUAUUUUUAAAAAAUUUAGUCUAUUGUUUUAUCAUAUUUUUAUGUUCAGCUAUUAUACUCAGUAAGUAAUCUUUACAGUUUUAUGUAAAAAUUUUAUAUAAAUGUAUAUGUAUAUUUUUUAUAAGAAUGUGAUAUAUUUAAUUAAGUUUUUUCUGUUUUGUUGACCAGUAGUGAGUUUCCAUGUAGCUCCUAUUUAUAAUUUGUUGUUAUUAAAUGAGUUAUGUACCUGGCAAAACUUUCAAAUCAUUUGUGGUUCAAGACAUUUAAUUAAACAUUUUACUAAUAAUUUUAUCUUCGACUUAAGAUUUAAAUAUUUUAUUUUGAUACCAGUGUAGUGCAUUAAGAAUAAGAAAUCAAUUUAAUGAUUAUAUUUUUAUAUGGCUAAAAAUGUAUGUUCUACUUAUAUUGUACCUGCUUGAUAAAAAUCUACUUAUAAUAGAAAAAUAACAACUAAUACAUUAUUUUGAAUUGCCGUUUUUACUACAAACAUAUUUGUAAAUAUCAUAACUAUAUAAUUAACAAAGAAUUAUAGAAAAUCAUUUUUUGUGCCAUAGCAAGCAAAUUAAGAAUUGAAAAAGUACCAGAACUAGAUCUUGUGCUUAACUUAAUUUACCUGGUUUGCCACAAAAAUGUUUUUAAUUCAAUAUUCCAGGCGCUAAUUUCUUUCAUGUAACAAAG